Molecule: messenger RNA, 7363 nt
Organism: Folsomia candida
Lineage: Eukaryota; Metazoa; Arthropoda; Collembola; Entomobryomorpha; Isotomidae
Product: glutamate synthase [NADH], amyloplastic
Exons: 58
Coding region: 491-6811 (2106 amino acids)
Molecular function (GO): glutamate synthase (NADH) activity; FMN binding; flavin adenine dinucleotide binding
Source: RefSeq, a predicted model, not a curated record
CAAAAGUGUGUUUAGUUGUCCUGUAACUUUCCUCUGGAACGCAUUCUCACACAACUUUGUCCAAUAUUCUCAACUAAACCGCAUACAAUAUAUGAAAAGUUAUCCUUUGGAACAUUUGCUAUUCUGAUUUACCAAAAUUUGCAACUUGUAUAAUUUGCAUUCAUUCAUCCUGGUAGACUUUGUUAGUUAGCUAAACAACAGCACCACACACAACAGUUUGGCUUGUUAUUUGUUUGUUUCUGAUUUAUUAAACAACACAAGGUAGGAUUUUUAUCCGUCUCAACUCUCAACUGACUGAACAGAAAAGUAGGCACACAAUAUUUCCGGUAAUUGUUCUACGUUAGUCGACCGGUCUGCACUCACAUACGUACUUUUCCCGAAGGAAAAGGGAGAAAUUUAUACUUUUGAAGGAUACAUACUCCUCCAGAGUACCAACUAAAUACUUCCACUCGUGGUGUGAACGUACUCCAAGUGAAGGAUUUAUUCGUGUAUGAUGGGCGUUUGUGAGGAGGAAGGCAAAAAGAAGACGAAAGUGGAAUUGGAAGAUGAAGCCGAGGAGGUAAUUGAGGAACAAGAAGAGACUGAACAAGAACAAGGCAAUACUUUUUUCGUGAACGGUGGUGACAAUAAUAAACCGGAAGCAUGGGAAGGUCCACGAAAAGAGGGUCUCUAUGAUCCCCAGCAGGAACGGGAAGCUUGCGGAGUUGGCUUCGUUGUGUCAAUUGAUGGUAUCGCUUCCUCAAAGAUUUUACGAGAUGCAGAAAUGGUUGCGAGUCGAAUGGUUCAUCGAGGUGCGACUGGAUGCGACAAUGAUACCGGUGACGGGGCUGGCGUCCUGACUGGAAUACCUCAUGAGUUCUUCAAAAAAACAAUUCGAGACCAGCAAAACGUGGAAUUGCCAGAACUUGGACGUUAUGCAACUGGAAUUUUUUACUUGGAUAAAAUCCAUCAUGAGGAGAGCGAAGGACUAUUUGCCGCAUUGGCGAAAGAGUGUGAUCUCACGGUAAUUUGUUGGAGAACUGUUCCUACGGAUAACCGAACGAUUGGAGAAGUGGCCCGCGGAUCAGAACCCUUUAUUCGACAAGUUUUUGUGACUGGAGAUGACCCCGAUGCGGAAGCUCUGGAUCGGAAGGUGUUUGCUUUACGGAAACGAGCAACUCACACAAUUCCGAGACCAGGAGCACGAUUUUAUAUUUGCUCAUUAUCCACAACAACAAUAGUCUACAAAGGUCAACUGACUUCGGAACAAUUAUGGUUGUACUUUCCCGAGUUAAAGUCCCCCGAUUUCAAGACAUACUUGGCCCUGGUACAUACUCGAUUCAGCACAAAUACAUUUCCUUCAUGGGAACGGGCACAUCCGUUGAGAGUCUUGGCACACAAUGGAGAAAUCAACACUCUUCGUGGAAAUGUAAACUACAUGAAAGGUCGAGAGGGUGUAAUGAAGAGCAAAAUGUUCGGAGCUAAUCUGAAGAGAUUGUAUCCUGUUGUCGAGCCCAAUCUCUCAGAUUCUGGGUCUGUCGAUUGUGUUCUCGAGUUUUUGGUUAAAGCUGGAGGAAGGUCAUUGCCUGAGGCCGUGAUGACAAUGGUUCCCGAAGCAUGGCAAAAUGACAAGCUCAUGUCACAAGAGAAGAAAGAUUUUUACCGUUGGGCUGCUUGUGCCAUGGAACCAUGGGACGGCCCAGCUCUCCUAGCGUUCACAGACGGUCGAUACAUCGGAGCAAUUCUCGACAGGAAUGGCUUGCGCCCAUCUCGUUUCACCAUUACGAAGGAUAACAUUCUCGUCAUGGCGUCUGAAGUGGGAGUUUACGACUGCGACCCGGCAAACAUUAUGGUCAAAUCGAGACUAAAACCGGGCCGAAUGUUACUCGUGGACACGAAGGAGAAGAGAUACAUAAAAGACGAGGAGAUUAAAAUGCAGUUGGCGAGAUCCCGACCUUUUUCCACUUGGCUGCAGGAACAAGUCACCUUAGACGAACUUCGACAAACUCACACUGGUCGACUCACUUACAGCGUGGACAUUUCCGACGCAGAAAUAAAUGGAUAUGUCAACGGUGUCACGGACGAGACGGAUGGCGUUGUUUAUCGAUACACGGCUGACAAGCGACUUGGCAUGUAUGGAUACACUGUUGAAACUAUAAACCUUUUGGUCCUCCCAAUGAUCAAUACCAAGAAAGAAGCCUUGGGGUCUAUGGGCAAUGAUGCGCCCCUCGCGUGCCUCUCUGAAUACCAACCUUUGAUGUACGACUAUUUCAAGCAACAGUUCGCACAGGUCACGAAUCCUCCGAUUGACCCGUUUCGAGAGAAAAUUGUCAUGUCUCUGCAAUGUCCGAUUGGACCUGAGGCCAAUAUGUUGGAGCCGUCUGAAGAACAAUGUCACCGACUUAUCUUGCCGCAACCCAUUUUGUCCUUGUCGGAUUUGGAAGUUUUGAAAGCGACAAGACACAGGGGUUGGAGGACCAAGGUAAUAGAUAUUGUAUUCGACAAGACGGAGGGUCCUGGGGGUCUACUAAAUGGACUAAAUAGGGUGUGCCAAGAAGCUCGUACAGCGGCUGAGAAUAAUUAUCAAAUGCUCGUGUUGUCUGAUCGUCUUGCUGGACCAGAUAGAGUUCCCAUCAGUGCUCUUCUGGCUCUCGGUGCAGUUCACUUUCACUUGAUUGAAGAAAGACUGCGAAUGAGGGUUGGACUCAUACUGGAAACUGGAGAAGCUCGUGAGGUGCAUCAUAUGUGUGUCCUCUUGGGCUUUGGUGCGGACGCGAUUUGUCCAUAUCUUGUAUUUGAGACAGCAGGUUGUCUUCGCCGUGAAGGCAUCAUUGACAAGAAGUUGGAUGACAAAACUAUUUUCCAGAAUUAUUCAUACGCAAUGGAAACUGGGAUAGCAAAAGUGAUGGCUAAAAUGGGAAUUUCUACCCUGCAAUCGUACAAGGGUGCCCAAAUCUUUGAAGCUGUCGGUCUUGCGGACGAAGUCAUUUCAAAAUGUUUCAUUGGAGCAGCGUCACGAAUUGGCGGAGUCACAUUUAAAGUAAUUGCGGAAGAAGCAUUUGACAGACACGCGUUGACCUAUCAAGACCGUGAGAGCGAUUAUUUGGUUUUGCGAAAUCCCGGCCAGUUUCACUGGCGAGCCGGUGGAGAAAAGCACAUUAACGAUCCCCUCAGCAUUGCAAAUUUACAAGAAGCUACUAAAAGCAAUAGCAAAAACAGCUACGACAAAUAUGUCGAAUCUGCAAUGGAGAGUGUUCGAUCUUGCACUCUUCGAGGUCAGCUUGAACUCGUCCUCUCCGACGUUCCCAUCGAUAUUGCAGAGGUUGAACCAGCAGCCGAAAUUGUCAAGAGAUUUGCCACGGGUGCAAUGAGUUUCGGAAGUAUUUCAAAUGAAGCACAUACCACGCUUGCAAUCGCGAUGAAUAGAAUUGGGGCAAAAUCCAACACAGGUGAAGGUGGCGAAAAUCCGGAGCGAUAUGAAAAUCAGGAUGCCAUGUUCAACAAGCGGAGUGCGAUUAAACAAGUCGCCAGUGGAAGAUUCGGAGUAACAAUAGCCUACCUCGCAAAUGCGGAUGACUUGCAAAUAAAAAUGGCUCAAGGGGCCAAGCCUGGUGAAGGUGGCGAACUUCCCUGGUACAAGGUGACCAAAGACAUUGCAUCAACCCGACAUUCUGUGCCGCUUGUCGGUCUCAUUUCACCACCACCGCAUCACGACAUUUAUUCCAUUGAAGAUCUGGCUGAGCUGAUUUACGACUUAAAAUGCUCGAAUCCGGAAGCCAGGAUCUCUGUUAAGUUGGUGUCUGAAGUUGGAGUGGGUGUGGUUGCAUCAGGCGUUGCAAAGGGCAAAGCUGAACAUAUCACGAUAAGUGGGCAUGACGGUGGCACUGGUGCUAGUUCUUGGACUGGAAUAAAAUCUGCAGGAGUUCCAUGGGAGCUAGGUGUUUCUGAAACACAUCAAACUCUUGUACUCAAUAAUUUGAGAUCUCGAAUUGUACUCCAAGCCGAUGGUCAACUUCGUACCGGAUUCGAUGUCAUUGUUGCUGCCUGCCUUGGAGCGGACGAGUUUGGAUUCAGUACGGCGCCCUUGAUUGUAAUGGGGUGCACCAUGAUGAGGAAAUGUCAUCUGAACACUUGUCCCGUGGGUAUCGCCACUCAAGACCCCAUUCUUCGCAAAAAGUUUGAAGGAAAACCCGAACAUGUCGUCAACUUCUUUUUCAUGCUGGCGGAAGAGAUCCGACGACACAUGGCAAAAAUGGGUGUCCGCAACUUCCAAGAACUAAUUGGAAGAACAGACAUGCUGAAAGUUGUUGAAUCAAAGCACCCCAAAGCAAAGUAUCUCGACUUCAGUAGUCUUUUAAAGAAUGCGUUGUGGAUGCGCCCCGGAGUCAAUAUUGUUGGGGGAUCUGUACCUCAAGAUUUUGAGUUGGAGAAGAGAUUGGAUAAUCAACUAUUGGCCAUGACAGCCCCCGUCUUGGAGGGAAAGCAGAGUCGUGUCGAUAUUGAAAUGGCGAUUGAAAAUAGUUGUCGCACAUUCGCAACGACUUUAAGCUACUAUAUUGCAAAAUUAUAUGGAGACGAAGGACUUCCAGACAACAGUAUCAAUAUCAAAUUGACUGGAUCUGCUGGACAGAGUUUCUGUGCAUUUAUGUCGAAGGGAAUUCACGUCACUCUGGAAGGCGAUGCGAAUGACUAUGUUGGAAAAGGACUCUCAGGGGGCGAAAUAAUUGUGUUCCCUCCGAAGGGAAUGAGUCCUGAAUGGAACAGUGAAGAUAACGUGAUAGCUGGAAAUGUAUGUCUGUAUGGAGGCACCUCGGGGAAAGCAUUCUUUAGAGGAAUUGUCUCAGAACGAUUUUGUGUCAGAAAUUCUGGAGUUGUUGCUGUAGCCGAAGGCUGUGGUGACCACGGCUGUGAAUAUAUGACGGGUGGAACGUGCGUCCUUUUGGGUGCAACUGGGCGAAACUUUGCUGCUGGAAUGAGUGGAGGAAUUGCAUACGUGUACAAUCCUGACAAGAUCCUUGAGUCAAAAUGCAAUCUCGAAAUGGUUGAUCUCUUACCACUCGAACUGGACGAAGACAUAACCCUAGUUGGCAACCUUUUGAAAGAAUUCCAAGCUAAAACCGGCUCUAACGUGGCAUCCAAAAUUCUUUCCGAAUGGCCUGGAAGUGCGAGACACUUUGUCAAAGUUUUCCCCCAAGAAUAUCAACGUGCUUUGAAGCAAAUGGCAGAAGAAGCAGCAGCAGAAAAGUCUACAGAAGAAGAGAUGAUCGUGGAACAACCUGAACCUGUUAAGCUCCCCUCACCUGUGAAGGACAUUGAAGAAACUGUUCCCGACAAAGUCCGAGGUUUCAUCAAAUAUCCUCGUGAGAAGGGAAUGUAUCGCGACGCCACAAAGCGACAAGAGGACUGGAAUGAGAUCUACAACUUUCAAGGAGUUCGUAAAAAUCUGAAAACACAAGCGGCACGUUGUAUGGAUUGCGGGGUUCCGUUUUGCCAGUCCAGCCAUGGGUGUCCUUUGGGCAACAUAAUUCCAAAAUGGAAUGACCUGGUGUAUCAAGAUAAUUGGAAGGAAGCCCUUGCUCAGCUUCUCCAGACGAAUAACUUUCCCGAAUUUACGGGAAGAGUCUGUCCAGCACCUUGCGAAGGAUCGUGCGUUCUCGGGAUUAACGAGCCCCCCGUAACAAUCAAGAACAUUGAAUGCGCCAUUAUUGACAACGCGUUCGAGAAGGGUUGGAUGAUCCCAGAUAUUCCAACGCUUCGUACUGGGAAGAAAGUUGCAGUUGUGGGGUCAGGACCGUCUGGUCUGGCUGCUGCUCAUCAAUUGAAUAAGGCCGGACAUUUGGUCACUGUUUUUGAGCGAAAUGACCGAGCUGGGGGUCUUCUUCAGUAUGGAAUUCCAACCAUGAAGCUAUCCAAGGAAGUUGUGCAACGGAGGGUGAAACUGAUGCAGAAAGAAGGUAUCGAGUUCAGACUGAAUGCACACAUUGGGAAGGACCUUAGUGCAAAGGAAUUGUACGACGAAUUUGAUGCCAUCGUUUUGGCAAUGGGUGCAACUUGGCCAAGAGAUCUCAGUAUUCCUGGACGUCAACUUGAUGGCAUUCAUUAUGCCAUGAACUUCUUGGAGACUUGGCAAAAGAAACAAAUGGGAAACUCCAUCAACCAUGUUCCCUUAUCUGCCGAAGGGAAGGACGUUAUCGUUAUUGGGGGAGGAGACACGGGUUGUGAUUGUAUUGCAACUUCACUUCGUCAGGGAGCGAAGUCCAUUGUCACAUUUGAGAUUUUGCACGAACCACCCCCAUCCAGAGCGAAUGAUAACCCAUGGCCGCAAUGGCCAAGAACUUUCAAGGUCGAUUAUGGCCAUGAGGAGGUGAGAGUGAAGCAUGGUCAGGAUCCGAGAAGAUUUGUGACCAUGUCCAAGGAAUUUUUGGAUGAUGGGAAUGGCCAUAUAUCAGGUAUCCGAACGGUGCAAGUGGAUUGGAAGAGGGACGAGACUGGAAGAUGGAAAACCGAAGAAAUUGCUGGAUCUGAACAUAUCUACAAGGCUGAUAUGGUUUUACUCGCAAUGGGAUUCUUAGGCCCCGAGAACGGCGUCAUCCAAGAGUUGGAAGUUGAACAGGAUGCUCGCAGCAAUAUUAAUACACCCUCAGGACGCUAUUCUACAAACAUUCCUCGAGUAUUUGCUGCUGGAGAUUGUCGAAGAGGACAAUCACUGGUAGUAUGGGCGAUCACUGAGGGACGCCAGUGUGCCCGCGAGGUGGACGAAUUUCUCAUGGGCACCACCACCCUGCCCGCAGUGGGAGGAGUGAUUCAGUCCUUAAACUCGCAAAAGGGUUAAAAAAAACACACGAAAUAAUUUAGUAGAUUGGGAUCCAUAGAUGAAAUGGGGAGCAGACUUGAUAAAAACCUAAUGGAACUUAUGCAUAUACAAUAAUAGUGCAACUUGCCGAAUGUACGUAGUCACCGGAAGUUAUAAAAGUGCACAGAGUAGGAUAGUACAUGGAAUGAAUAGUAGAGAAUGAGUUGGACAAAGAAUAGUGUAAUAAUUGUCCAUCCAUAAAACCUUCAUUAAUACCACACGAUUAUGCACGACGACGAUGACGAUGAGGAUCCAGGGUUGUAACACAGAUUGACGAAAAUAUAGUUUAUAGUCACACAUUACAUAAUAUUUAGUCGAUAAAAAAUAUAUUUGAAAUGAUGAUGAUAUCGAGAAAUUAAAGUAAUACAUACAUAGUCAACGCACGCCAAAUAAUAAAUACUUAAUCUGCAAAUUAGAAUUAUAGUUGUGAAACAUAGUUAAUUACACAGAUUAUGCAAUACACACAAUUUCGCAGAUUAUGCUGAAAGGAAAUGUAAGGCACUCUUCACACUUAAUAACAAUUUCUGACAA